CUCACCUAGUCAUGGGCAGCGAUCCAUUAGUCGACACGAGCACCAACGAAGCAGCAGACGCGGCCAGCAAUGUCCUGCCUGACAGCAACAAGCAGGCAGCAGACGCGGCCAGCAAUGUCCUGCCUGACAGCAACAAGCAGGCAGCAGACGCGGCCAGCAAUGUCCUGCCUGACAGCAACAAGCAGGCAGCAGACGCGGCCAGCAAUGUCCUAUCUGAGAAAGCAACGGAGGCGGGCGGCGAGGCAGUGAAGGAGGCGGGCGGCGAGGCAGUGAAGGAGGCGGGCGGCGAGGCAGUGAAGGAGGCGGGCGGCGAGGCAGUGAAGGAG
Messenger RNA from Closterium sp. Naga37s-1, 326 nucleotides. The record is from the annotation of a GenBank genome assembly. Lineage: Eukaryota; Viridiplantae; Streptophyta; Zygnematophyceae; Desmidiales; Closteriaceae.